Messenger RNA from Ilex paraguariensis (yerba mate), 1623 nucleotides. NCBI's taxonomy places the organism in Eukaryota, Viridiplantae, Streptophyta, Magnoliopsida, Aquifoliales, Aquifoliaceae. The record is from the annotation of a GenBank genome assembly.
UGUCGGCAGAGAAAGCAACAAUGCUUAGGUAUGAUUCAUCAGCGGUUAAUCGUUGAGUUAACCCUCUUUUCCAAGCCACCCAUUGCUCUUGGCCACCUACCUUCUCUUUCCAACAACACACAACCAACUAUCCUCAAUAAGCUCUUACCCAAGUCACCAACAACGAUGUCUUUGUGUUCUUUGUUUAAUUGAAGAGCCCUGAAGCUUUUUUUCUGACCAAUAUUUCUGUUAUCAGUACAGUCACACUAGUUUAGUGAUUGAACUAAGAUUUGAUGGCCGGAGACCCACCAUCGGAAAUCCAAAUCAGAGUUCCCCCAAGGCAAGGGGGGAACAUGAUUCACCCAGUAGAGGUAGACACGGCACCAUUACCAUCUUCUUCUACUCCGACUCCGAUGAUUUACAGAGAAGUAAAGCAUUUCAAGAAAUGGUUUCCUUGGUUGAUACCCACGUUUGUCGUUGCCAACGUUAUUAUGUUCUUGAUUACUAUGUAUGUUAAUGAUUGCCCCAAGAAUUCUGUUUCAUGUGUUGCUGGAUUUUUGGGGAGGUUCUCUUUUCAGCCCUUCAAAGAAAAUCCUCUUCUUGGGCCUUCUUCUUCCACGCUAGAGAAGAUGGGUGCAUUAGAUGUGAGUAAAGUGGUCCACAAACACCAGGGCUGGCGCCUUAUCAGUUGCAUUUGGUUACAUGGCGGAGUUUUCCAUAUUCUGGCCAAUAUGUUGAGUCUUUUAGUUAUUGGCAUUCGGCUUGAGCAAGAAUUCGGGUUCGUUCGCAUUGGUUUGUUAUAUAUCAUCUCAGGACUUGGUGGGAGUUUGUUGUCUGCUCUAUUCAUCCAGUCCAAUAUUUCUGUUGGUGCUUCUGGUGCACUUUUUGGAUUACUGGGAGGCAUGCUUUCUGAACUCAUCACUAAUUGGACUAUCUAUGCUAAUAAGGUAGCAGCAUUAUUGACCCUUGUGGUCAUCAUCGUUCUCAAUCUAGCAGUGGGUAUCCUUCCACAUGUUGAUAACUUUGCUCAUAUUGGAGGAUUUCUUUCUGGUUUUCUUCUUGGAUUCGUGUUUUUGAUCCGCCCACAGUUUGGAUGGGUUAGCCAAAGAUACGCUGCUCCUGGAUAUUCUUCAAUUUCAGCUAAACCAAAGUUUAAGAUGUAUCAGUGCAUCCUCUGGGUUGCUUCUCUGAUCCUUUUGAUAGUUGGGUUCACUGUUGGCCUGGUUAUUCUUCUUCGUGGGGUUGAUUUAAAUGAUGAAUGUUCUUGGUGCCAUUAUUUGAGUUGUGUUCCUACUUCGAGGUGGAGCUGCAACACACAGCCGGUUUCAUGCCUGGCUGAUCAAACUAGUGACCAGCUCACAUUAACAUGCUCAAGCACCGGAAAAAGCAAGACAUAUGCAUUGUCAAAUGCCACCACUUCUCAGAUUCGGGGGCUAUGUUCACUGCUUUGUCAUUGAUUUAUAAGAAUCAUAGGGAUUGAAGAUGCUACUACUAGUUGCUGUGAUGUAUUAAUUCAAAUUAAGAAUUUUGAAAAACGCUCCUCUGUUGUUGUCUCUAGUUGUUUCAUGCUAUUUCUCUGUAAAUUUGACUUCGGGUGAUAUAAUUUUACAUUGAUUUCUUUGAACUAUACGGGUUUAUCUGAUC